GUACCAUACACCCUCGGCUGCAGCAAACAAGGUUCAAGGGACUAUUCAACAAUUGUAUAGGGGCAAUAGAUGGCACUCAUGUAGAUGUUGUUGUUCCUACGCACAACGUGGUUCAGUACCUUAAUCGGAAGAGUAGGACAUCACAAAAUGUCAUGGCCGUAUGCGACUUCGACAUGCGAUUCACCUUCGUUCUUGCUGGAUGGCCUGGAUCAGUUCAUGACAUGAGAGUAUUCAAUGAUGCCAUGACAAAGUAUGGUGACAAAUUCCCGCAUCCGCCUCAAGAUAAGUACUAUCUAGUGGACUCGGGCUACCCCAAUCAACUGGGUUAUCUGGCACCAUACAAGGGAACCAAGUACCAUCUACAAGAGUUUCGACUUGGAACAAUGGCAAGAGGUAUGAAAGAGACUUUUAACUAUGCUCAUUCUUCGCUUCGGAAUGUGGUAGAGAGGUCUUUUGGAGUAUUCAAGCAGAAGUGGAGGAUGAUGUAUGGCAUUCCAAGUUUUCCACUUCCAAAGCAAACCAAAAUUAUCGUAGCUUGCAUGGCCCUUCACAAUUUCAUUAGAGAACAUCAUUACGACGAUGAGGACUUCCACCAAGCGGAGCUCGAUGAGUACAUCCAAUAGGGCCUUAUCUCCGACGACUCCAAUUAUUUUACCGAUGGUCAAGAUGACGAGACGCGUAGU
This is a messenger RNA of Panicum hallii, 683 nucleotides long. Its product is annotated as protein ALP1-like. NCBI's taxonomy places the organism in Eukaryota, Viridiplantae, Streptophyta, Magnoliopsida, Poales, Poaceae. The transcript is spliced from 2 exons. Bases 153 to 623 code for a protein of 156 amino acids. The record is from RefSeq and is a predicted model, not a curated record.